CCUCGACACCGUAACGAUCUACGGCCUUCCUGCAAGUUCUUUUACUGCUGUUGGCUAGGAAUACAAGGUCGCCCACAUAGUGGUUUGUUCUCUCCUCACUUUCCUCUGAACCACAACUCCAACGGCGUCGCGAAAUCAAGCAAACGAACCCACAAGGCUGUUGAAUCUUGCGGUAUUUGCGCACUUGACUGCCGAUACGGUAGCCUAGAGGUGCCUGAACGACUGCUUGUCGGCUGUCAGUUACUUUGCCCAAUAACGACUUCCAGACCGUUCGAUCAGCUGUCUCCUCUAGGCCGUCACUAAGCCCACCAACCCCGCGCCUCCAGCCCGCACAACUUACUCACGUACGAGACCCUAGCAGAGACGUCACCACAGGACCAUGUCGAAUCAGUGUAUUCUCAGAAUCACCCGCGAACUGGGCGAGAUCCAGCGCGGAUCCGACCUCUCAAUAGCUGUCGCCUGUCGCGACAUCGAUGUGCGCCAUGUGCGGGCACUGAUCAUAGGCCCGCCUGAUACCCCAUACGAGUUUGGCUUCUUCGAAUUUGCUGUCAAGUUCACUCGAGACUACCCAACCAAAGCGCCAAGCGUAACAGCUAUAACUACAAAUGGCGGGCGCACGCGCUUCAAUCCUAACAUCUACGCAGGCGGAAAGGUGUGCCUGUCAAUUCUUGGCACAUGGCGAGGCGAGCGUGGCGAAGAGUGGUCAUCUGCACAGGGCCUUGAGUCAAUCCUGAUCUCCAUCCAGAGCCUCAUGUCUGGCAACCCGUACGAGAACGAGCCCGGUUUUGAAGACGCGAACUCCGACUACGACAAGAAGAACCAAGAAGCAUACGUGGACAAGAUUCGACAUGAGUCUCUCCGCAUAUCUGUUAUUGAACGGCUUGAGGAAUAUCUAGGCAUCAACCGACAGAGGCCUGGUGUGACAAUCUACAAUGCUGAAGAAGACUAUCAAUCCAACAGAGACGAUGCGCCGUUCGAACCUUUCAAGGAUCUCUGCAAGCGACGUUUUCUGUGGUAUUAUCAGUCCUAUCUCACUCGGGUAGAUGAAGCUGUCAAGCAGAACAAAGAUGGAGAUCGCUUUGAGAAGAUGCCAUUUGAAGGCCCCGGAAAUACCAUGGAGGGUGUUUUCCAAUACACGUCUCUCCGGGAGCGUCUUGUCAAGAUUUUCGAGACGCUCAACAAGGAAAUGGAAUCUUGGGCCUUGGAAGGCAUGUCGGCCGUUAAGAAAGAGAUGAGCAUUGCCAACAACCUUCAGCGGCAAUACGAACAGAUUGUCGAGAAAUACAAGAAGCAAGACGCAAUCGCAUUGGACCUCGACUUGGUCGACAAGAAUCCAUUUGUAUGGCAGCUGGUUCUCUUUGGCCGACCAAUGACGAACCUAGACGGGGGCAUGUUCAGGAUUAGGCUGUACAUCAGCCCCAAGUUCCCAGAUGUCCUACCUCGAGUCCGGUUCGAGACACCAAUUCUAUACCACCAUCGCGUGUCCCCCGACGGUAUUCUCUGCUAUGACGCUGCUCGUAAAGACGAUAUGCGAUCCCACAUUGAGGCCAUCAUUGCAGCUAUCGAGGAGGAAUCGCCUGCGUACGACCCACGCACGUUGGUGAAUCCCGAGGCUGCAAAGCUUUUCUGGGGAAGUCCAGAAGAUAAGAAGCUCUACAACCGUCGCUUGAGGCGGUCCGCGCAAGACAGCGCUGAAAAUUUCUUCUAAGUAAAAAAGAGGGUUAUGCGGAUGACGAUUUAACGGCCGACCGCAUCAGUUAUGAUCUUACAUGAUACCCCAAGUCUGAUCCAGGCUUGCAUUAUACGGCGUUUGUGGGCUCUACUAGGCAUCGUAGUAUGAAAGAUGACCACCUCGAAAUAUGGCGUUAGUUAACCAAUGGUGGUACAAUUUAUCAUGAAUACAUCGAGUUCUUGCAUGGGCGCACAUGUGCGCGUAUAUGCAUCUACAUGGGUUACAGGC
Messenger RNA from Bipolaris sorokiniana ND90Pr, 1960 nucleotides. RefSeq lists its product as uncharacterized. The coding region runs from base 380 to 1708 and encodes 442 amino acids. The transcript has 3 exons. The record is from RefSeq and is a predicted model, not a curated record. NCBI's taxonomy places the organism in Eukaryota, Fungi, Ascomycota, Dothideomycetes, Pleosporales, Pleosporaceae.